Chlorocebus sabaeus (green monkey) is the source of this 6301-nucleotide messenger RNA. It is a transcript of the gene SNX25, whose product is annotated as sorting nexin 25. Gene Ontology annotation, molecular function: phosphatidylinositol binding. Gene Ontology annotation, cellular component: endosome. NCBI's taxonomy places the organism in Eukaryota, Metazoa, Chordata, Mammalia, Primates, Cercopithecidae. The record is from RefSeq and is a predicted model, not a curated record.
AGGGCGGCCCCGCCCCGCCCGCGUCAGGCUGGCCAGGCUUCAGUCACAACACGGUGGGGCUCCCUGGCUGCGCCCGGCCCGGCAGCUACGGGCCCAGCGCCUGGUGGCGGCGCUGAGGGGUCGCCGAGAGGGGCCCGGCGGCGUCUGCGGGGGCCGCUCCCUCGGUGGACCGCGGGCGAGGCAUGAGCGCGGGCUCCCCCUGCCUCCGGAGCGCCGGCGGGGGACCGCGGGGCAGGAGAUGUGCCUGUCCUUAGCGGCCCAGGAAGCAGCAUGCACCCCGAUGCGACCGACAGUGGCGGCGCUGGCUUCAGCCCCGCGCGGGCCGCAGUCGCCGGCGGCCGUCCUGCCCCGGGCUUCAGGGACGAGCGGCGGCCGGAGUCCCCGGGGGACGCGGAGGCAGCCGCGGCGGCACCGGGGGGCCCGGGCGGCCGGAGCUGGUGGGGGCCCGUGGCGGUGGCCGCACUCGCCGCCGUGGCCCUCUCCUUCCUGGGGCCGGGCGGCGGGGAGGCUGCGGGGGCCGCGGGGCUGAGCUCCGUCCUGCUCAGGCUCAGCCUGUACCUGAGCUGCGCUGCGGCCGCCUUCCUGCUGGGGACCCUGUUCGCCCUAGUCUGCCGGAGCCCGCGCGCCCCGCCGCCCGACUUCGCCACCGCCUGGAGCCGGCUGGCCGCGACCUCAGCCGCCCGCCGCCCGCCGUGGAGUCCUAUGUAUGGAAACUGGCAUGAAUCAGCUCAGUCUAGAAGGGUAGUAAUUUCUCAUAAUAUGGAUAAAGCUCUGAAAGAAGUGUUCGACUACAGUUAUAGAGAUUACAUUCUGUCCUGGUAUGGAAACCUCAGCAGAGAUGAGGGACAACUUUACCAUCUGCUCUUGGAAGACUUUUGGGAAAUUGCCAGACAGCUGCACCACAGACUGAGUCACGUGGAUGUGGUUAAAGUUGUCUGCAAUGAUGUUGUGAGGACUUUACUCACUCAUUUCUGUGACCUGAAAGCUGCUAAUGCCAGACAUGAAGAACAGCCGAGGCCUUUUAUGUUGCACGCAUGCUUGAGGAACUCAGAUGAUGAAGUAAGAUUUCUACAGACGUGUUCUCGGGUUCUGGUGUUUUGUCUCCUCCCCUCAAAGGAUGUACAGUCUCUCAGCUUACGUAUAAUGCUUGCAGAAAUUCUCACAACAAAAGUCUUGAAGCCGGUAGUGGAGUUACUGAGUAAUCCAGACUACAUUAACCAAAUGCUGCUUGCCCAGCUGGAGUACAGAGAGCAGGUGAAUGAGCAUCACAAGAGAGCCUACACCUAUGCCCCCUCUUAUGAGGACUUCAUCAAGCUCAUUAACAGCAACUCUGAUGUGGAGUUCUUGAAGCAACUAAGGUAUCAAAUUGUAGUGGAAAUAAUCCAAGCGACUACAAUCAGCAGUUUUCCCCAACUGAAGAGGCACAAAGGUAAAGAAACUGCGGCAAUGAAAGCUGAUCUCCUGAGGGCCAGGAACAUGAAGAGGUACAUCAACCAACUGACUGUGGCAAAGAAGCAGUGUGAGAAGAGAAUCCGAAUCCUGGGAGGCCCUGCCUAUGACCAGCAAGAGGAUGGGGCCCUGGAGGAGGGGGAAGGGCCUCAAAGCCAGAAGAUUCUUCAGUUUGAAGAUAUCUUGGCCAAUACUUUCUACCGAGAGCACUUUGGAAUGUACAUGGAAAGGAUGGACAAGAGAGCUCUGAUUAGUUUUUGGGAAUCUGUGGAACAUUUAAAGAAUGCUAACAAGAAUGAAAUUCCACAAUUAGUUGGUGAAAUUUAUCAGAAUUUCUUUGUGGAGAGCAAAGAAAUAUCUGUGGAAAAAUCACUUUACAAAGAAAUUCAGCAGUGUCUUGUAGGAAAUAAAGGUAUUGAAGUAUUCUACAAAAUCCAGGGAGAUGUUUAUGAGAUCCUAAAGGAUAGGUAUUACCCUUCAUUUAUUGUCAGUGACCUGUAUGAGAAAUUGUUGAUAAAAGAGGAAGAGAAACAUGCCUCACAGAUGAUUUCCAACAAGGAUGAGACGGGCCCAAGAGAUGAGGCUGGUGAGGAAGCCGCGGAUGACAGUACCAAUCGGAUCAAUGAACAAGCCAGUUUUGCUGUAAACAAACUGCGAGAACUAAAUGAGAAACUUGAAUAUAAAAGGCAAGCUCUAAAUUCUAUUCAAAAUGCACCAAAACCUGACAAGAAGAUUGUUUCCAAGUUGAGGGAUGAAAUAAUCCUAAUAGAGAAAGAACGCACAGACCUUCAGCUGCACAUGGCAAGAACGGAUUGGUGGUGUGAAAACCUUGGCAUGUGGAAAGCCUCCAUCACCAGUGGAGAGGUUACAGAAGAGAAUGGUGAGCAAUUGCCGUGUUACUUUGUCACGGUAAGCCUACAAGAAGUUGGAGGAGUUGAAACUAAGAACUGGACAGUCCCUAGAAGGCUCAGCGAGUUUCAGAAUUUACACCGGAAACUCAGUGAGUGCGUCCCUUCUUUAAGAAAAGUCCAGUUGCCUUCUCUUAGCAAGCUGCCUUUCAAAUCUAUAGAUCAAAAGUUUAUGGAGAAGUCGAAGAAUCAGUUAAAUAAGUUUUUACAGAAUCUGCUGUCAGAUGAAAGACUGUGUCAGAGUGAAGCACUUUAUGCCUUCUUGAGCCCUUCUCCUGACUACCUCAAGGUUAUUGAUGUGCAGGGGAAAAAAAAUUCCUUUUCAUUAUCCUCAUUUUUGGAAAGACUUCCUCGCGACUUCUUCUCCCACCAGGAGGAGGAGACAGAGGAGGACAGUGACCUGUCAGAUUAUGGCGAUGACGUGGAUGGGAGGAAAGACGCCUUGGCUGAACCAUGUUUCAUGUUGAUUGGGGAGAUUUUUGAACUUCGAGGAAUGUUUAAAUGGGUGAGAAGAACAUUAAUUGCCCUCGUUCAGGUCACUUUUGGAAGAACCAUCAACAAACAAAUCCGGGACACAGUCAACUGGAUUUUCAGUGAACAAAUGUUGGUUUACUACAUCACUAUUUUCCGGGAUGCUUUUUGGCCACAUGGGAAGUUGGCACCACCGACCACAAUCAGAAGCGAAGAGCAAAGUCAGGAAACAAAACAGAGAGCGCAGCAAAAGCUGCUUGAAAACAUUCCAGAUACGCUUCAGAGCCUUGUUGGACAGCAAAAUGCCCGCCAUGGUAUAAUAAAAAUAUUCAGUGCACUGCAAGAAACAAGAGCCAACAAGCAUCUGUUAUACAAUAAUAGUGCUUAGCCGUUGCUUCGUUCCUGGUGAUGCCCAAGCCGAGCUGGAGACACCUUGCGUGGUAGAAGGACGCCAUUGCCAUGCCUCUGCUGAUGAACUCCGGGAGACAGUCUGUGACCUGGGCAAUCAUGGGGAUGUCGUGCACCUCAUCAUAGUCAGCAAUCCUGAGAGGACGUAGAGUGGUGAAAUGGAGAAGGACAUCAGUUAUGGCGUAAGUGUUUGUAAAACGAUGUGCCUAGAAACUGACCUUGUCCCCGAAGUGAUUUCUCUCUACUGCUUUGAAAACUAAGUUGUUUGCAGCGUGGUGAAGGGUUCGUAUAGCCAACUCAUACCAGGAGAAGGCGAGCUUACCAUAGUGGUGACUUUACAUCGUCUCUGUAAUUAUGCUCAGCAGGCUCAAUCACCAUUAGAAAACAAAGGUAUGUUUCUUUUUUCUUGUCAUAUUACUCUUGGAAGUUGAAUGUCACUGUGGAUUUAAACUGCGUGGAGAAGAAAGCAUUUUCCACUUCUUUGGAUCACGUAUGGAAACAGCCACCUUCAAUUUGGACAUUAGCCACAUAGGACCAGAAAACCCUUUCACUAGCCCAUCUUUAAAAAUGGACAAGGGAAAGAAGUCAUCCUUUACACCCAGACACAAAUACGUAGAAUCGUGUGAGAAUGCGAUCCGGUCACCUCCACGUUAACCACAAUGUUAACGGAGUAGGAAUGCGGGAAAUAAUGGAAAACGCCAAAGAUUUUAAAGAAUGAUUUAAAGCUUUAGUUCUAACUAAGAUGGACACUUGCUUUGAGAUAUGGGCAAUCACUCCUGUAAGUGGUCUGCUGCCUGGAGCCCGAGACGCUGGGGACGCGGGUAGAAGCAGCCCCUCCCUCCCUCCAUCCUCUUGUAGAUCACUGCCCUGCACUAGGGCUCGGAGAGAGGGGAGACCUGGCGCUGUGGGAAGGGUGUGACUGGGAAACACCAGCACACGCAGAGUCUGAUGGGCACUCCAGAGUACACCCAGGUCUGUGUCCCCGACACACUGCUUUUAUCCACUGGGUAAAUAAGUGUGGGAAAGUACACGGAGCCUUACAGACUCCGGGAAAAGACGUUUUUGUAUAUUUUAUUAGAUAUAGUCUCAGUCUUUCACCAUAUUCUCAUGUUCAGUUCUUACGGAGCUAUAUGUAGUUGUGCAGUUAUAGAACUGCAUGGCCAAGGAGUGUAGGAAGAAAUGAAGACGUGAUAAACGGGUGAUAUGCCAAGCUGUGUUAGGUACACUAUUAUGAUCCUGCUAUAAAGGUAUUCUCUUCUUACACAUAAAGCAAUUGCUCCUUAAGCAACUUGCUUCAGCUAGUAGCACUGAAAUCCUGAAGGCUAAUGGCAUAGAAUUGUGCUAUCUAGUAUGGUAACCACUAGCCAUAUGAAUAUUUAUGUUAAUUAACAUUUAAAAGUUUAGUGCUAAGUUGCAUUAGACAUAUUUCAAGUGCUCAGUAGCUACCAUUGCUAAUACCGCAGAAAGCUCUGUGAAGGAUUUGGCAUAGAACAUUCUUAGGCAUUCUUGUCAAUGCUUCAUCCAGUUUAUUCCAACACUACUGCUAGGGUUUGAAUAAUAAGUUCCUUCCAAAAUCCCAGUGUUGCUAGUGUGAUCCCUCAAGAGGCAAUGAGGCCAUGAGAGCACCUCCCUCAUGAACAGGACUAAAGCCCUUUUAUAAAAGAGGUUUCCUGUAGCUUUCCGCUGUCACGGGAGGACAUGAUGGUCCUCCCCUAUGGAGGUUGCAGCCCUCACCAGACAAGCACACCUACCUUGAUCUUGAACUUCCUGGCCUCUGGAACCGUGGGAAAUAAAUUUCUGUUUCUUAAUACCUAGUGUGUGGUAUUCUGUUACAGCAGCACAAAACAGACACAGACAUUCACCUUUUAGAAAAUGCAACACACUUUGUAAAAAAUUUCAUCUUAUAGUAAUACUCCACGAGAUUCCCUUGAGCAUAGACGUUUCCGCGUUCUGCUGCUUCUCUUAAGCAAUGCAGGGCAGCUUCCGUAUCCUGCCGGAUGCCUUGUCCGUACAAGUACAUGAGACCAAGUGCACCCUGGGACUCCAGAUUUCCAUUGCCACAUGCUUCUGAAUGCCAGUAAAAUGCCUAAGAAAAGCACAGUUUCAUCAUUGUAUUGUGAUCCACUAGAUGAAAUUAUAAGGGAAUACUAGACAGAAAAGAAAUCUGUGGCUCCUAGAUAGCACCGUUAACCAUCUCUAGGAGAGAGCUGUAGGCCUUGGGACGCAUUUCACACUAGCACACAUGCCUAACGCUGUGUGGAGGUGAGUUCCUCUGCCGUCUCUCCGCAGUGCAGAUGAGGUCACAGUCCAGACAGCUUAGGGCAGAGAAGGACCAGCUGUCCUAGGUUUCAGGAUUUGGGGACCUUCCAGAGUAGGGAUCAGGAAGGUGCCAAAUAGGAACUAAGUGUCUGAAAGGCAUGUGGCCAGCAGAGGAGAGGAGACUGCUGAUGGUGAGGGAGAGUUCGAGCUCCCUGUGGAUUCUAGAGAUGGCAGCUCCUGCGAUCAAAGACAACCCCGAUAAACGCUGUAUGUAGCCUCAAGCACAUUUGCCUCAUACUCCGCUACAGGGAAUUUGAACUCGUUUACAAAAUUCCAGGUGGCUGCUCAUCUAUCCGAAGGUGGCCUUACUUGUUAUAUGCCUCUUGCAAACUUGCCAUUAACUCCUCUCUUACAAGUAGGACUCGGCCCCCAUUUCCUUCUCCCUAUAGGAUUUUUUUUUGGAAACUGUUUCAACCGUGGAUGAAAGAUUAUAUUUCUGUGAAAAUCUUAGAUAGAGUUUAUUUGUAACUAAUUCUUAGUAUAUUUUAUUUAUUAGUAUCAAUUAUUUCUCAAGUCACUGCUAAUAUUCAUCUAUUCAUGAUUAAAAGGAUUUUGGCCGUAAUUUUAGGACUGUUUCUCUUCUUUUAGCUUUGAUACUAUAGUACACAAAAUACUCUCACAUUCAUGGUUUCCUUCUAUAGAGGUAGGGAAGAGGACAUUUAUAAAUGAAAGGGCUUUGAGAUCCUAAAAUGUACACUUCCUUUACAUUUUAAGGAAAUAGAGAUUUAAAACAACAUUCCCCACCA